Messenger RNA from Encephalitozoon hellem ATCC 50504, 684 nucleotides. RefSeq lists its product as uncharacterized. Lineage: Eukaryota; Fungi; Microsporidia; Unikaryonidae. Gene Ontology annotation, cellular component: nucleus. Gene Ontology annotation, biological process: protein K48-linked deubiquitination. The transcript has a single exon. Bases 1 to 684 code for a protein of 227 amino acids. The record is from RefSeq and is a predicted model, not a curated record. Gene Ontology annotation, molecular function: ubiquitin binding; cysteine-type deubiquitinase activity.
AUGGCCGAGAAAACAAAUGUCGAGGCGCCUACCAGCAUCAAGAAGAGCCUUACCGAGCACAAGUACUUUGAUGACAUUGCAUACAGGUCCAGAGUCAAGAGGAUCAUGGAGUCCUACACAAUGUUCCGCGAAUGCAUAAGAGAUGGGAACUGCCUAUACAUCUCCUAUGCAAUUGUGAUUGCAGACCUUGUGGCACUGGAGGGGGAUUCCCUACUAAGUGCCUUGCACGAUGCAUUCAGCAGGACAAACUCGAUGCUCCACCUGUACAAUAUCGAUGAGCUUGGAUACAAGGGAUUCUACGACACGUUUGUUGAGAUCCUGGCAGACAUAUCCAGCAGAACCAAGAGGAUUGAGGACAUUCCCCUAUAUUCAUUGUACGAUUGUGUUGCAUAUCUAAGACUUAUUGUUUCAACAGAAAUAAAGUCGAAUCCGGAAAAAUACCAGCCAUACAUCCCAGAGAUGGAUGUAAGCAAGUACUGUGCAAGAUUUGUAGACCCCUUCUACCAGCAGGCUGGAUGUGUUGAAAUAUCUGCUCUUUCGAAUAGCAUACCGGUAAGAAUCCAUGUUGUAGACGUCACAAAGGACAGCGAGGAUGUUUAUGGAGAUCAUCCGCAGGGUGUUUCUAUCUUCUACACACAUGGACAUUUCGAGCCUAUAUAUCGGGAUGGGCCAAGAGCACCUUAG